UACACAUAUAAAUAUAAGUACUACAUCAAAUGUGUAGUCCUGUAUCAACUUUUGAAGGAUUUCGAGUAAUCUGAAGUGGUACUAACUUUACUUCCUGUUCUUAAAAACGUGAAUACCGUUUAAGUUAGCCGGACACAAGUUUACAUAUAAGUAUUACGUUGUAAGCGCGUGUUGCUUUUAACUUUUGAACAAAUUUCGGUAACCAGAUGUGAUAUGUGACUGUAUUUUCGAGAAAAAAUUUCAUAUAUACGAAUACAAUUUUAUAUUUUACUUCCAACUUUUGAAAUACUUCCGAUGACCUGAAGUGGUGCUUUAUAUUCAGUUAGGAGCGACAAAAAUGUCGCGGUUUCAACUUUUUCUUCGCCGCUUGAAUAUCCGAGUGUGUCUGAUUGUCGUCGUGUGCGGUGUGGUCGCCAUUUUUCUUCUCAUGCCGAAAAUCGCAAGUUGGGCGCUGACCACGAUGGACAUACCAGACACCCAGCAGAGACAGUUGAGAAAUCUGCGAGACCGUGGUCACGUGACCAAUCUGGCGGCCUUAGACCUGAGCCUGAUGACUGACGAGGAACUGCUGCUCACCGUCCACAGCUACCCAGACAACACUAACACAAUAUGCGAAAGAAAACUACGAAUGGGGAACCUUGAAGACGGAGGCUGGGAGAUAUGUGACGACAAAGAUGUCCGCCCCACCCCACCCUGCACAAUCUACUCAUUCGGCAUCAACUACGACUUCUCGUUCGAUGACGACGCCGCAAGAUAUUACGGCUGCCAUGUUUUUUCUUUUGAUCCAAGCAUGGGCAUUGCUCCAGAUCGAUUUAACAGAUCUUCCCACAUUCACUUCUACAAGUUGGGAAUUUCUCACCAAAACGUCAUUGACUCCAAAGGGUGGGAGCUGAAAACUUUUUCAGCACUAAAACAACUGCUUGGACACAGGGACAAUUUGAUCCAAGUUGUCAAGAUGGACAUCGAACAAGCGGAGUGGAAGACCAUUGAAGAGAUGAGCCAAUCUGGACAGUUGGCCACCAUCGGCCAGUUUUUGGUCGAGUUUCACGUGGUCAGCGAUAGCCGGGACUACUUGUUGCCGAGGUUAAAGGUCAUGCAGAUACUGGAGAGAGCGGGGUUUAAGAAGUUUUACGUGCACAAGAACACGUAUUGUGGGACGUUAGUGCGGGGGUUUCCUGCUACAAGAACGGAAUGUUACGAAGUUCACUAUGUCCGUAGAUGAUCGGCAAUAGUGAACGGAAUGUUACGAAGUUCACUAUGUCCGUAGAUGAUCGGCAAUAGUGAACGGAAUGUUACGAAGUUCACUAUGUCCGUAGAUGAUCGGCAAUAGUGAACGGAAUGUUACGAAGUUCACUAUGUCCGUAGAUGAUCGGCAAUAGUGAACGGAAUGUUACGAAGUUCACUAUGUCCGUAGAUAAUCGGCACAAGUGAACGGAAUGUUACGAAGUUCACUAUGUCUGUAGAUAAUCGGCAACGUUGGCGGAUCACAUUGG
Messenger RNA from Physella acuta, 1493 nucleotides. RefSeq lists its product as uncharacterized. The record is from RefSeq and is a predicted model, not a curated record. Lineage: Eukaryota; Metazoa; Mollusca; Gastropoda; Physidae.